Caenorhabditis remanei is the source of this 1350-nucleotide messenger RNA. RefSeq lists its product as uncharacterized. NCBI's taxonomy places the organism in Eukaryota, Metazoa, Nematoda, Chromadorea, Rhabditida, Rhabditidae. The transcript has 4 exons. The coding region runs from base 1 to 1350 and encodes 449 amino acids. The record is from RefSeq and is a predicted model, not a curated record.
AUGCCUCCAGGUUUAACCUAUCCGAGUUUAAAAUGCGUUUUCGAGUUCCUGGAAGCGAAUAAAAGAAUCCACAUCACAUCUCGAAACUCAACUCUCAAAACACUCGACAAAUUGGUACCCCUACAUUUGAAAAUGGUACAAAUCGAUGGGUAUUUAAUGAUGGUCAACAAUAUUGCAUACCGAGUGCUAGAUAAAGUAGAAGAUUCUUUCGGAAAUAAUUUCGGAAAACAUUUUUCAAGGUCACAGUUUUGGAGUCAAACGCCAAGGGGAUAUUUCCAUAUCUUUUAUCAGAAAAAUGGGGUAGGAAAUACGAGUUAUGAAUAUGAGAAUCGACGAGGGAAAACAUUCAGAAGAAGAGUUAAAAAGAAUUACUAUAGUGCUUAUGUCGUGAUCCGCCAGUUAUUAGAGUCACUGUUCGUGGGAAGAAGAGUGAUAAUUGUAGAGAAACUUGUAGCUGGAUGGUUGCUUUCACUAUCUAAAAAACUUGAAUUGAAGUUUAAUGUUCUAGAAUUAGAGUCUGAUGGAUAUGAUUUAGAAGACUUCCUUCCACUCAUCGACCCAACAAGUUUUCCACUUAAAAAGUUUACUCAAAAACUGGGUUGGGACUAUUUGUUUAAACUUCCUGAAGUGCGAACAGCCAAUCAUCUAGUUAUCACUACCAUUUAUCCCAACUUAUCCGAUGCUAUUAAUAUUCUGAAAUCUCUGAACUGCAAAUAUGUAGAGAUUAAAGAUCUACUUUUCAAGGAGAAUUAUGUUCUGGAUACAAUUCAAAUGUUGUUGGAAAAUCAUCGAGACGUUGAGACAUGUUAUAUGAUAGACCUAUUUAAAUUUACAAGUGAAUAUACAAGAAACUUAAUGGAAAGAAUCAAGGAACGAUUUAAAGGAAGAGAUGUGGGUUUCAUGGAUGCUGGCAAACGAUCGACACUCACUUCUCACUAUUUCUCUAUUCCUAUAAACUCUAGAACUGAACUCGCUGUCUACAGAAACAAGUCACUCAAGGAACGCCAAGAAGUUAUUAUAAUGGAAGUGAUUCUGACUGGACACACUCCCAAAGUUUUCCGUCUAGAUUAUUCGAAAUUGAGUGAAUCUUUUGAAAAGAGAUAUUCUGACGACGAAACCGAAGAUGACAGAUCGCCAGUCGGUGAGUUGAAUGAAGACGAGCUGUCAGACAACGCAUCAUCUGACGUCGAAUUGUUUGGAGAUGGAUCAGUCAAGGAUGAAUCACGAGAAGACGUGUCGCCGGAUGAUCUCAACAAAACAGCAGCUGAAAAGUUCAAAAUGCCAAUAAUUUCUCUUCCAAUCACGUAUAUUUUGAUUGUUGUUUUGUUUGCGUGGUUCUUUUUCUUUUAA